AUGUCUAAGUUCGGGCUCUCAUUGAAAUUAGUAUUAAGUCUGGCAUUGUUGAGCUAUGCUUUAGCAUUCACAGACUACUUGCUCAAAUCUUGUUCGCAGUCUGGAUUUUGCUUGAGGAAUAGACAUUAUGCUAGAGAGAUAGUAAAGAGCGCCAAAAAUGUUUAUUCGCUGGAUCCCUCGAGCAUUCAAAUUGAGAGCUCCAAUCACACUUUUGAGGCUAAUAUCGUGAAACGAAUUCCUUCCGCGGAACACGGCGCAGGCGUCAAAAAGGUCAUCUUUCCGCUGUUCAUCGACGUGCUGGAGGGGGGCAAGAUCCGGUUCAAGAUAGAUGAGUUGAGGGAGCCCAGGACAGAUUUUAAGUCUGAUGUGCUAAUUCAACAUCGGUACGACGAGGCAUUGUCGUGGGCUUUGGACAGUCAGGCUAAUGUCUCACCGUGCAAAGUUGAGUCUAAACAAUCCUUUUGGCCCUUUAAAAGACACAGCAGUAUUGUGGUGAAGAGCACAGACUCCAAUGUCUCGAUCAAGAUCGAUUUACAGAAAUUCCGUCUGGAUCUUUUUUAUCGUGGAAAUCUGGUUUUGGUCGUCAACGAUCGAAUGCUACUAAACGUGGAACAUCAGAGAACACUAGAGCGUAACGCUGACGAAAAACUGGCAGAGGAAUUGACAUUCAAUGAUUUUGAGGACAGUUUUGAAUACUCCAAGCAAGACAGCCUGCCCUUCGGGCCAGAAUCUGUAGCUCUCGAUUUCACUCUCGUUGGUGUCAAGGACGUAUAUGGUAUUCCGGAGCACGCAGAGAGUUUGCGUCUCAAGGACACAAAAGAUGGAGACCCAUAUCGCUUAUUCAAUGUCGACGUUUUCGAGUACAAUUUGAAUGCCAAAACACCCAUGUAUGGGGCAAUUCCCUUGAUGAUUGGGAGUACGCCAAAAUUUGCAGCAGGCAUAUUUUGGGUCAACGCUGCAGAUACUUGGAUAGAUAUUGAGUACGCUGAGAAAGAGACUCAAACACAUUGGAUGUCAGAAAAUGGUGUCAUCGACGUUAUUAUUUUCUUGGGAGAUACCCCGCUACAAAUAACUAAUGCCUAUACUGACAUCACUGGAAAGCCCCAAUUGCCCAUGAUUUCAUCCAUUGGAUAUCAUCAGUGUAGAUGGAAUUAUAACGAUGAAAAAGAUGUCCUCACAGUAGACUCUCAAAUGGAUAAGGCCGGCAUACCAUAUGAUUUCAUCUGGCUUGACUUAGAAUACACCGACGACAAAAAGUUCUUUACGUGGAAAGCCGACGCCUUUCCGAAUCCUGAAAGAAUGCUGAAGAAGUUAUGGAAGCAUGGCAGAAAUCUUGUAACUCUGAUUGACCCUCAUUUAAAGGCCAAUUACGAAGUCAGUAAGCAGAUCGAAGAGAGUAAAGUAUCUGUACGAAACCAUGAUAACAGCAGUUACCACGGUCAUUGUUGGCCAGGCGAAUCUAUUUGGAUCGAUACCGUGAGCAGCUCGGCACGAAGGGUAUGGGGCAAGCUUGUUACCAAAUUCUUGAAAAGUUACGGUAAUCUGCAUUUAUGGAACGAUAUGAAUGAGCCCUCCAUCUUUAGUGGUCCUGAAACAACCGCACCUAAAGAUUUAGUGCACGGAGAAGGAUUUGAAGAGCGAUCAAUUCAUAAUCUGUACGGGUUAACAGUGCACGAAACCACCUACGAGGCCAUGAAGGAAUCCUACAAAGCUGAGGAUAAGAGGCCAUUUGUAUUAACAAGGUCAUUUUUCGCAGGGUCUCAGCGAACAGCGGCUACCUGGACCGGAGACAACGUCGCAAGCUGGGAUUACUUGAAGCAGUCGAUUCCCAUGUGUCUCACGAAUAACAUCGCUGGGUUUCCAUUCAUAGGAGCCGACAUUGCUGGUUUUUCAGGAAAUCCAACCACAGAGCUACUUAUAAGAUGGUAUCAGGCUGGAAUGUGGUAUCCCUUCUUUCGGGGCCAUGCACACAUCGAUGCUGAAAGGAGAGAGCCGUUUCUGUUACAAGAGCCCGCUCAAUCCAUUAUUAGAGAUACCAUUCGCCUAAGAUACUCGCUGCUGCCUACAUUCUAUACUGCCUUCCACUCUUCAAGCGUCAAUGGCACACCCAUUAUGAAUCCGAUGUUCUACGUUCAUCCAGAACUUCAUGAGUUUUACGACGUUGACGACCAAUUUUACCUCGGCGAAACUGGGCUUUUGGUUAAACCUGUCACCGAUCCUGAGAGUAGGACUACCAGUGUACUGUUUCCCGGUGGCUUGUUUUAUGAUUAUAAGACUAUGAAAUCCUUUGCAGUGGAGAAGCCUGAGCAGAUCACUGUGGAUGUCCCGCUAGAUGAACAAGCGCUUUUCAUUGAAGGUGGGCACAUUAUAGUCAGAAGGGAUAGAUACAGGAGGUCUUCCAAGCUCCAGAAAAAUGAUCCCUUCACCGUACUGGUUGCUCCAGAUGCUGAAGGCAAAGCAACUGGUAGAUUGUACGUGGACGACGGCGAGACCUUUGGCUUUGAGAACGGCAACUACCUCGAAAUCGCUUUGACAUUUGAAAACUGUGUCUUGAAAUGGGAUGUCAUUCACCAAGCGGCCGAUCAAGAGCUUUUUACAAGCAAAAUCGAGAAAAUCCUCAUUGCCGCGCCCAAAAGCUGUGUAAGCGGUGUCGAUGCGACAUUGAAGCAAGGGACAGGGCAAUGGUAUCACUCAGUGCGCGAUGUUGACAGCUCUGAGCUUGUGGUACUUGAAAACCCGCAAUUCGCAGUAAAUGAGAUUUGGUCUCUGGAACUUUCAUAG
Messenger RNA from Lachancea meyersii CBS 8951, 2781 nucleotides. NCBI's taxonomy places the organism in Eukaryota, Fungi, Ascomycota, Saccharomycetes, Saccharomycetales, Saccharomycetaceae. The record is from the annotation of a GenBank genome assembly.